AUGGUUACAGCAUACUUUGGCACCCGCAUCGGAAUUUUUUUCGGAAAUUACAGGCCUCUGUCGUUAAUCACUGCCCUCAUUUUUGCGUCUGUACGCGUCGAGGGCACGCAGGCCUGGUCAGCGCAAGUCGGCGUGUACGUGGCAAUUGUGGUGGCAGAAAAGAUUAUCGUGCUUCUCAUCAUGCUUUUUCCUUUUUGGGCCAAGGUUGGGUCUGCCAUCCUUGAGGCCAUGCGAUCGAUAUCACCAAAGCUUGAAGCUGUUGGUGCCCUUCUCAUCAUGCCUUUUGUUAUCACGGCCGUGUGGUUUUGGAUCGUUGACAAUCUGCUCAUGUCAGCGGAGACCAUGGAGGUUGGCGAUGAGGAGUUUGAGGAUGCCUUGCAUCAGCACGGUGCUAUCGCCAUGGACGACUUGGCCUCUCCUUCGACCGAGAUCAGACUUGAAGACGAGUCUGAUGAAUGGGACGAAGCCGCUGACACCGAGCUACUCAUCAGGCGGCGUUAA
Monosiga brevicollis MX1 is the source of this 501-nucleotide messenger RNA. RefSeq lists its product as uncharacterized. The transcript has 3 exons. The record is from RefSeq and is a predicted model, not a curated record. NCBI's taxonomy places the organism in Eukaryota, Choanoflagellata, Craspedida, Salpingoecidae. Bases 1 to 501 code for a protein of 166 amino acids. Gene Ontology annotation, cellular component: membrane.